AUGUCGUCGACGACGACCACCAAGAGGGCGAGGGUCAUUGUAGCCAUAGGAUCGCUUGGCGCGUCGGUGCUGCCGGACGAGGUGACGACAGAUGUGCUCCUGCGGCUGCCCGUCAAAUCCAUCCUGCGCUUCCGCGCCGUGUGCCGCUCCUGGGCCGCGGCGCUCUCAUCGGAGGAGUUCUGCAGCCUCCACACGGCCAAGGCUGAGGCGGAGGCCAAGGCGGCGCCGCAACCUAAGCUCAUAUUCAUCUCGCCGUCAGCAGCAUACGACUCCACCAGGGUGUACUUGGGCUCGUCAUCAGACUCCAACAAUGGCCCGCUAUUUACUCUCGACGACGUGCGCGGCGACUUUGCGGUCUUAUCGCCUUCGCCGUGCCGCGGCCUCACUCUCCUGCACGAUGCGGUGGUGCCAGCCUAUUACGUGUUCAACGCGGCGACACGGGCGGUCACCCGGCUGCCGCCUUGCCAGCACGCCAUCUUCUCGACUGCCGGCCUCGGGUUUGACGCCAGCACCAAGGAGUACAAGGUCGUGAGGCUAAGGGUGACCUGUGGGAAGCUAGACGAGAAGCGGAAGAUCGGGUGCGAGGUGUAUGUCCUCGGCGGCGAGCAUGGAGAUCGCUGGAGGCCACCUGUUGGAGGCGUGCCAUUCAGGUUCCGCCGCUUUAUUCAGACUGCCAUUAUAACAGCAACAUGGACCCAAGGUAAGUUGCCGCCGAUAUUUGCGGAUGGAUUUCUGCCACCGAUAUUCGCAGACGGAUUUCUGCAUUGGCUUAUUAUGCCAAGAGCUGCCGUAUUAUCAUUUUCUCUCAAAGAUGAGACCUUCGUAUGCGUCCGGUCGCCACCUUUUGAGGAACCACGACCCGAGGUGCACUUGGUGGACCUCGCUGGCCGCUUGUGUAUGGUCCGGGACCUUCGUGCUCAAGACAGUGGUAUGAUGGAGAUCUGGAACUACAGCUCUGAUGAUUGGUCUUUGCUGCAUAGCAUUGAUUUGUCGCGGCAUCUUGAAGGAGAUUCUUUGCUAGGUCCGGUGAUUAUCAGAGCUAUCGGUUGUGUUGGCGACUGUGGACCGACGGAGAAGGUGAUCUUGGCCACUUCCAAAGGCAAGGUGAUCACAUAUGACCUACUGUCUGGAACUCUGGACACCAUUCUUGCAAUACCGGAGACUUCAUUUUAUAAGACCGACGAUGAGCAGUAUGCUCCUAGAUUAAGUUUAUUCAAAGAGAGUCUUGCUCCGGUACACAAAACCGACGAAGAGAUGGCGUUAUCAUCUCCCCUAGCUAAAGUUAUCAAGGAGAUCCUACUCCGACUCCCAGGUGAUUUUGCCACACAGUUCAAACUUGUAAGCAAGCAGUGGCUUAGUUUGAUCGAGAGUGGAAGUUUCAUUCGCUCUUACCAUGCGCAUAACAACAUGGAUUGGGAGCCAAAAGUCAUGCUUGUUGGGAAGGGGCCAGGAGGACUGGGUUUCAGCUUUGCUCCCUCGAAGAAAUUGCUUCGUGAUGGUCCUAGCCAAGGUGCCUGGCUUGAUACAAAGGUGGUUUGCUCUAAGCCUUGCCAUGGUAUGAACCUAAUAAGUACUGAGACCGAGGACUAUUUGUACAAUCCUUCCACAGGUUAUCACCAUAACUACCAUGCAGUAGUGUGGCCACACCAAGUGCGCCGCCGUGUACUCGCAAUGAAGCGUGGCAAUGUAUGUACACUAGAAGACCACGCUUUCGCAGUUGGCAACAAGAAUGUUGGUCUGGGGUUCAAUUUGUUGAAACAGGAGCAUGUUGUCGUAGAGAUUUUCUAUCACUUGAAGGACUUCGAAUCUCGGCAGUAUUUCUUGACAUGCUCAGUCAUUGGACUCACGUCGAUCCAACACAACCUUGAACCGCAUCUGCCUAUAAAUAGCAUGCCACCUGCCUAUGUAGCAGGAGUUUUAUACUGGAUGAGUGAACCAAGGUUGAUGCAGAUUCAUAAGAGGGUCAUUGUAUCAUUUGACGUCACAAAAAUGAUGUUUGAUCUCGUCCCUUGCCCUUCACCCAUCGCAAUGUGGAGUGACACGAGUCCUUGCCAAGCAUUUGUGGUCGAGCUUGAGGGAAUGUUAUGUGCGGUCCUUGCAGAUCCGGUCACAGAAGAAUUAGAUAUUUGGAAGCUGGAGCAUGGAAUCUGGAACAGAGCGUACAAAGUCUAUUUGGAAGGUUGGUCAGGCUAUUCCCUUGCAGCAAACAUUGUGGUGCCGUUGAUUGUCGACCCCAGAGACGGGAGAAUAUUGGUCAACACGGGAAGAAAACUAGGUCUUUAUGAUCCGGCAAGGCGCAUGAUUGAGGACUUGUAUGAUCUUGAUGGGGUGCUGCAGGUCGCAUCUCGAGGGCAAUCUUCACGCCUUGGAAUGAAUCAAGAUGGACACAUUACGGAAGGCGAACAAUCUUUCAAAAAGUGUGUGGUUUCUUUGCAUGGAGAAAAUCCACUGGACAGUAAAAUCUUGCCGUUGGUCCCUUUGUUAUAUGAGGAGAGUCUGGCAAGUUAUCCUCCUACGCAGAGUUCAUGGGGUUUGCAGCAGUUAAAUCUUCGUUAG
This is a messenger RNA of Triticum turgidum subsp. durum (durum wheat), 2556 nucleotides long. NCBI's taxonomy places the organism in Eukaryota, Viridiplantae, Streptophyta, Magnoliopsida, Poales, Poaceae. The record is from the annotation of a GenBank genome assembly.